Molecule: messenger RNA, 1201 nt
Organism: Melanotaenia boesemani (Boeseman's rainbowfish)
Lineage: Eukaryota; Metazoa; Chordata; Actinopteri; Atheriniformes; Melanotaeniidae
Exons: 7
Biological process (GO): cell surface receptor signaling pathway
Molecular function (GO): transmembrane signaling receptor activity
Source: RefSeq, a predicted model, not a curated record
GUUCCUGAUCUUUUAUACAACUUGUACAAUUAUGAUCUGCUGCCUGGUAGCACUACUGGGACUGAACAUGAUUCCUACAUCAUUCAUGGACAAACACACACAGCAGGAUAUGUGUGUAGAGCUGGAAGAGGAGACCCAGAGUAUCACACUCAUUACAGUGAACCAAAGUUUCUCUGGUCUGCAGAUGUUCAUCCAGCAGCAUCUCUCACACUGAAUCCUGACAGAGUUCAACACUUCAGAUAUGACUCUGUUUCACUGAACUGUGGAGGAAACUCUACUAAGUUGAGAAUGAGGAGGUUUACAGAAACAGUUUUUCUGUCAAGCUGCUCCUCCUGGGGGAGAAUGAUUGGAUCCUCAUGUAACAUGAACAUGAACUUGUACCACAAUGGAGUUUACUGGUGUGAGUCUGGAUCAGGAGAGUUCAGCAAUGCAGUCAACAUCACUGUACAUGAUGAUGAUGAUGGCGUCAUCCUGGUGAGCCCCGUCCAUCCUGUGACUGAGGGAGAUUUUGUCAGUCUGAGCUGCAGACGGAGAAAACAAAACACACUUUCCAAUGUUUCUUUCUAUCACAAUGACAAACUUCUCCAACAUGAUGGCAGAGAGGAGCUGAACAUCUCUGCAGUGUCACAGUCAGACGAAGGUUUCUACAAGUGUCAACAUGCAGGAAAGACGUCACAACAGAGCUGGAUGUCAGUUACAGCCGCUGUGUCCAGACCUGAAAACUCUUCAUUUCCUCUGCUGCUGAUCGUUGGACCAGUUGCUGGAAUUGUGUUUAUUUUACUGAUCUUACUUUGUUGGUACAGAAGGUCUAAAGGUUUUUCCACAGAGCAGACGGUCAACCAGUGUGAAAAUCACCAGCAAGUUUACUCCUCUCUCCUCCACGGAGACAUUUCUGUCUAUGAAAGAGUCAGACGCUCUGAAAACUCUCCAGAUGCGAGGUCAUCAACAGAGCAACAGAAGCUCAGAGGAAACUCUGCUCUCAUGGUUUGUUAGCAGAGCUGAAAAAAUUCACCUUCAUCAGGUUCGUCUGCAGAAUCUACUGCAUCUCUGCAGAAAGGUGUUCAUUUAAACUGUUGUUGAAGUUCUGCUUUUUGGACCGGAGAUGAACUACAGAGUGAACUGUUUUAAUCAGUGUUGCUUCUGUUUUCUGCUUCUGAAACAAAAUUCGGUCCAGAUCAACACCAAAACUUCUGUUAUAAAC